Messenger RNA from Osmerus eperlanus (European smelt), 856 nucleotides. It is a transcript of the gene trappc4, whose product is annotated as trafficking protein particle complex subunit 4. Bases 45 to 704 code for a protein of 219 amino acids. Gene Ontology annotation, biological process: endoplasmic reticulum to Golgi vesicle-mediated transport. The transcript has 5 exons. Lineage: Eukaryota; Metazoa; Chordata; Actinopteri; Osmeriformes; Osmeridae. The record is from RefSeq and is a predicted model, not a curated record. Gene Ontology annotation, cellular component: TRAPP complex.
CAUGUCACGUGAUACUUGUGUCAGCUGUGCGGAACAAGGUGAAAAUGGCGAUAUUCAGUGUGUAUGUUGUCAAUAAGGCAGGAGGACUAAUUUACCAAUAUGACAACUAUGUACCGAGAGCAGAGGCAGAAAAAACAUUUAGUUAUCCUUUAGAUUUGGUGCUGAAGAUCCACGACGAGAAAGUUAUAGUAUCAUUCGGCCAACGUGAUGGUAUCAGAGUGGGUCAUGCAGUCCUAUCUAUCAAUGGAGUGGACGUCAAUGGCAAGUUUACGUCGGAAGGCAAGGAGAUAAUCGAAUAUUUGAAAGACUCAGCAAAUUAUCCAGUGUCCAUUCGAUUUGGAAGAGCCCGUUUGAGUUCGAAUGAAAAACUGAUGCUGGCUUCAAUGUUUCAUUCGUUGUUUGCGAUCGGAUCACAGCUGUCUCCUGAGGUCGGUAGUUCUGGGAUUGAGAUGCUGGAAACCGACGUAUUUAAACUCCACUGCUUUCAGACACUUACAGGUAUAAAGUUCAUAGUGCUUGCAGACCCCCGACAGUCCGGCAUUGAUGCACUUCUGCGGAAGAUUUAUGAGAUCUAUUCAGACUUUGCUCUUAAGAACCCGUUUUAUUCUCUGGAGAUGCCGAUCAGGUGUGAAUUGUUUGAUCAGAACUUGAAGAGCGCUUUGGAGGUUGCAGAAAAGGCUGGUAACUUUGGAACAGGAUCAUGAAUUUCAAGCAGUCUGAGUUGAACUGAAUUGUUUGUAAUGAAAAUCUGCGAUAUUGUAGAGGUGCAUACCGUGAGUGAUCCUGGGAUACUUGUACAUAUUUAAAUGUUUGCCUUUGUACAUACUAAAUAACUAAUAAACACAAUUGUAUCAUG